Molecule: messenger RNA, 1501 nt
Organism: [Candida] anglica
Lineage: Eukaryota; Fungi; Ascomycota; Pichiomycetes; Serinales; Debaryomycetaceae
Source: the annotation of a GenBank genome assembly
UUUUUCUUUCCAACCACUACUCUUCCGCUAGCAAACCACGAGCAUGAGCUACGAGAAACUCCCAUUACAACCGUUCUUCGACAAGAUCGAUGAAUUGAAGCCAGCCUUUGUCGAAAGACUCCGUAAGGCUAUUGCCAUUCCAUCUGUUUCUGGGGAUGAAUCCUUGAGACCAAAGGUCGUUGAAAUGGCCCACUUCUUGGUCGAUGAAUUGACCGACUUGGGAUUCCACGACAUCCAACUCAAGGAGUUGGGUGUUCAACCACCACCAGUGGAAAACAAGGACCUUAAGUUGCCUCCUAUCGUUUUGGGUAGAUACGGUAACGACAAGAACAAGAAGACUGUUCUUGUUUACGGUCAUUAUGAUGUCCAACCAGCCCUCAAGGAAGAUGGUUGGAGCACCGACCCAUUCACCAUGUACCACGACACCACCAAGGACAUCUUGUACGGUAGAGGUUCCACCGAUGACAAGGGUCCAGUUCUUGGAUGGUUGAACGUUAUCCAAGCUCACAACGAAUUGAAGUGGGAACUCCCAGUCAACUUGGUUGUUUGUUUUGAAGGUAUGGAAGAAAGUGGUUCCCUUGGCUUGGAUGAGCUUAUUGCCGCUGAAGCCAAGAACUACUUCAAUGGUGUUGACACCGUUUGUAUUUCGGACAACUACUGGCUCGGUACCACCAAGCCAGUCUUGACCUACGGUUUGAGAGGAUGUAACUACUACCAAGUCUCUAUCAAGGGUCCUGGUGCUGACUUGCACUCUGGUAUCUUUGGUGGUAUCAUUGCUGAACCAAUGACCGAUUUGGUCAAGGUUUUGGCUCAAUUAGUUGACGGUAACGGUAGAAUUUUAAUUCCAGGUAUCGAUGACAUGGUUGCUCCACUCACUGAAAAGGAAGACAAGUUGUACGAUGAUAUUGACUUUUCUGUUGAAGAAUUAAACGCCGCUGCUGGUUCUGACACCGCCUUGCACCAAGACAAGAAGGCCAUCUUGAAGCACAGAUGGAGAUACCCAUCUUUGUCCGUUCACGGUAUCGAAGGUGCCUUCUCCGGUGGUGGUGCCAAGACCGUCAUCCCAUCCAAGGUCAUUGGUAAGUUCUCCAUUAGAACCGUUCCAAACAUUGAAUCUGCCAAAUUGGACAAGUUGGUCAUUGACUACGUUAACGCCAAGUUUGCUGAAUUGGGUUCUCCAAACAGCAUCAAGGCUGAAUUGAUCCAUGACGGUGCUUACUGGGUUUCCAACCCAUUCAACGAAGCCUUCACUGCUGCUGCCAAGGCCACUGAAGACGUUUGGAACAUCAAGCCAGAUUUCACCAGAGAAGGUGGAUCUAUUCCAAUCACUUUAUCCUUUGAACAAUUACUUGGAACUGACGUUUUGUUGUUGCCAAUGGGUAGAGGUGACGAUGGUGCUCAUUCCAUCAAUGAAAAGCUUAACAUGAGCAACUACAUUAAUGGAUGCAAGACCUUGGGUGGUUACUUACAUUACUAUGGAAAGGCUUAAGUAUAAAUAGGA